ACCCCACCAUUUCGCGCCGAUGUCAUCGCGGGCAGUCCCGCAUCUAACCAGCCUGGCGGACGGACAAACAACUGCGGUGGAAACUGUUUUAUAUGUACCCCCAGGCACCUCGCUGUUCUUACAUUUACUGCAACGUAACUUAAGAAGCACCUUACACCGCUGCGAUGACUAAACCAAAGGUCCUCCUGCUCGGCAACAUCACCCAUGCAAAGAAAGAGUGGGAAGCCCUCUCCUCCAUCGCCACGCUGAUCACACCGACUUCCACGGACCGCACCGACUUCCUGGCCGAGUGCUCAUCGGGCGCCUUCACCGAAGUUAUAGCGGCGUACCGCACCUUCGCCUCUGUCUCCAUCACGGGGCUGAUCGACACCGAGCUCGUAGCCGCGCUCCCCACCUCGCUCAAAUACCUCUGCCACAACGGCGCAGGUUACGACCAAGUCGACGUGGCCGCGUGCACCGCCAAAGGGAUCCGCGUCUCCAACGUCCCUACGGCGGUCGACGACUCCACCGCCGAUGUGAACCUGUUCCUUAUCAUCGGCGCGAUCCGCAGGUUCAACCGGGGAAUGGUCGGGCUGCGGAGGGGCGAAUGGCUGAAAGGAUGCAAGCUCGGACAUGACCCGCAGGAGAAGGUGCUGGGGAUUCUGGGAAUGGGCGGGAUCGGAAGAGCACUGAAGAAACGGACCGAUGCGAUGGGGAUGAAAACCAUCUACCACAACCGGAACAAGCUGUCGGAGGAGUUGGAGGAAGGCGCAGAGUAUGUUUCGUUCGAUGAGCUGCUGAGCAGGAGUGACGUCAUCUCGCUCAAUCUGCCGUUGAACAAACACACCCGCCACAUCAUCUCCACCGCCGAAUUCAACAAGAUGAAGGACGGCGUUGUGAUCAUCAACACCGCCCGCGGAGCAGUGAUGGAUGAAGAUGCACUCGUGAAGGCACUUGACAGCGGGAAGGUGGCAAGCUGUGGCCUCGACGUGUUUGAAGACGAGCCGAAUGUGCAUCCCGGCCUCGUCGCCAACGAAAACGUUAUGCUGGUGCCGCAUAUGGGGACUUUUACGUAUGAGACACAGUAUAAAAUGGAGUGCUGGACGAUUGAGAAUGUUCGCAUGGCGGUGGAACAGGAUACUCUUAAGAGCAUUGUACCAGAGCAGGCGAGUGCCAAGUUUUAGAGGACUGAGUAACGGGCAACCAGCGAAUAGAAUAGAUUUCACAGUAGAGAGUCCGAGAAAUGAUGCGCAUGUGACAUAGCGGGUGGAUUUGAUCGAUUGGGG
Molecule: messenger RNA, 1265 nt
Organism: Tricharina praecox
Lineage: Eukaryota; Fungi; Ascomycota; Pezizomycetes; Pezizales; Pyronemataceae
Product: glyoxylate reductase
Exons: 4
Coding region: 165-1163 (332 amino acids)
Cellular component (GO): cytosol
Molecular function (GO): hydroxypyruvate reductase [NAD(P)H] activity; glyoxylate reductase (NADPH) activity; NAD binding
Source: RefSeq, a predicted model, not a curated record